GACCUUUGUUUCAUCUCACAAUCUAUGUACGCUGAAUAUGGCGUGGUUUUACUUUCUAUGCUGCCUCUGUCUUUAUUUCAGUCUGCCCGCUGUCAGUCUUGCAUACAAGAUCGACCAAUCAUGCACACAGAAAGGAAUUGAACAAGAUGUUCGGAAUGCGAUGACAUCUGCCUUCGAAAUGGCUGAUGCCGCCAUUAAACUUCUGACUGCGAACCCUAGGAAUUCAGAUACCAUCGAACUGCUGGGCUUUCUUUUCGCAAAGGACGGCGUGGACCCAAGGCAGCUUCUCGAUAACGGCGGUCUAGAGAAGACAACUCAAGUUUUACGCGCAAUCAACAAUUUGUACCGAGACGAGGUGACUGGCAACGCACCCGUGUCUAUCAACGACGUAAUAAUAUUCUGCCAUUACGAUCGCUUCAAGCUCAUCGAUAAGAAAAAGAAGCUUUAUCGGGAUCUGAGCAAUGGAAUUGCGCUCAAGUUUGACGAGCAGCAAUGUCGAGGUAGUAUGAUGGACAGGAUUUCUCUUGCCGUCACCGUCAAUCCCAUCUCUGAUGAAGAUGUGCUUAUGAAUGGCGUAAAGAUGAGUCCGGAAAAGCCAACCCAGAUUCAGCUGUGCCUAUGGUUCGUUGACUGGAUCAAAGACCGGAGAUUCAAGUUGCACAACGACGUCGCUAGGUCGAAUAUCGGUAGGGCGGUGAUAAAGCUUGCAGAAUCGAAGAAUUUCGGUUUGAGACAAAUUGAUGCGUUCUCGCUUUUAGACAAAGUCCUUCUACACGAAAUGACACACGGUCGAGGCGCAUAUACGAAUACAAACACUGAUGUCGAAAACGUAGAGGGCCAAGUGGGCUUGGCGGAUGUGAGUAGUCCGAAUGGCUUCCUCGCGUUAUUCGGCUGGGCCGCAUACGGCUGGAAGGCGGCGAUGGAACUUGCUCGUAAGGGCGACAAUCUUGGUGGAGAGAACGCGCCAGACAAUAAUGCGGACACAAUAGCUCUGCUGGGAAGUGUCUGCAAACUUAUGGAUGACCCAAGCAAUCCGAGAAAGGUUGAUGUAAAGGGCAGGAUCAUUCCUCGCAAAUGA
This is a messenger RNA of Cucurbitaria berberidis CBS 394.84, 1078 nucleotides long. RefSeq lists its product as uncharacterized. The transcript has 5 exons. Lineage: Eukaryota; Fungi; Ascomycota; Dothideomycetes; Pleosporales; Cucurbitariaceae. The record is from RefSeq and is a predicted model, not a curated record. The coding region runs from base 38 to 1078 and encodes 346 amino acids.